UUUGAAUGCCUUUGGGACCAAAAUUGAUGUUUACCCCCAAACAAAUCAUAAACACGCAAUUUUACGAAUACAUCGCCAUUACUCAUCGCUCUCUCUACUCUCACUCCAUUUUCUCUCUCUCUCAACUUUCCUUCUCUGUGCUCUGCUAUCAUUUAUACAAGUGGUACAGCCUGUGGACUGCGACAAAUUAACUAACCGACAUUCGUUGAGCCCGCAUCAGUCUACAUCAACGUGCGCCGCGGCCUGCGUAUCGUGCGCCGCCGGCGUGCAGUCGCCAAUGAGUAGAUUGUCGGCAGCCGUUGUUGUACUGUUUGUUGCUUUGACUGCAAUUGCGGCACCGUUUUCUGCAUCGGCAGAUUCGCAAUUGGUCGGCCACGGCGCGGUUUCCGCCGCUAAUGCCACACUGGCCGAGUCGAGUGGAAAUAAGACUCGGCCGAAGGAGGACACCUUUGCUGAUAUGAUCGAUCGGGCCCUAGAGAAGGAAUUCACCGAGAAUGAGGAUCAGAACGAAGCAAAUGAUGCUGGUAGCUUCAACAAUAGUGUCGCGGAGCAACAGGCAGUAUUGGAAACAGUCGCUAGAGUAAAGACAAAGAAGAAUGAAACAAAGGAGGAGAAAUCGUUUAAACUUCAUCAUGUUUUUAAUCUGGAUAAUGACAAUGGAGCUGAAGAGACACCUACAUUGAUUGAUAGAAAGGAUAAUGUGUUUAUCAUAUCAAAUUUCAAAUCUAAAUUUCCAGUGUUGCAGUUAGACUUGAGGCUCAUAUCAGAUCUGGUUGUUGUCAUUGUGUCUGCAACCUGUGGUGGAAUUGCUUUUGCUUGUGCUGGACAACCGGUAAUUACUGGAUACUUAUUAGCAGGAUCAGUUGUUGGACCUGGAGGGUUUAAUGUUGUCAGUGAAAUGGUGCAAGUUGAAACAGUGGCUCAGUUUGGUGUAAUUUUCCUUCUUUUUGCUUUGGGCCUGGAAUUUUCCACUACAAAGCUUCGAGUUGUUCGUGCUGUUGCAGUUCUUGGAGGCUUACUUCAAAUUCUCCUUUUUAUGUGCCUGUGUGGAGUUAUAGCAUCGCUGUGUGGUGGUAAUGCAUCUGAGGGGGUAUUUGUUGGUGCAUUUCUAUCCAUGUCAUCCACAGCAGUGGUAUAUAAAUUUUUGAUGGAGAGAAACAGUACAAAUGCUCUUCAUGGUCAAGUUACCAUUGGCACUCUCAUUUUGCAGGACUGUGCCGUGGGCUUACUAUUUGCCCUGCUUCCAGUGCUGGGUGGAACUUCAGGUGUUAUGCAGGGAGUAAUGUCCAUGACUAAAUCGUUGGUGGUAUUGCUGGCUUUCUUGGCAGUUUUAUCGAUUAUGUCGCGGACCUGUGUGCCUUGGUUCCUGAAACUUAUGAUAAGUUUGUCAUCUCAGACCAAUGAACUUUAUCAAUUGGCCUCAGUUGCAUUUUGUCUACUCGUAGCCUGGUGUAGUGACAAGCUUGGCCUUAGUCUUGAAUUGGGUUCAUUCGCUGCGGGAGUGAUGAUAUCAACAACUGAUCUUGCUCAGCAUACGCUUGAACAAGUUGAACCUAUACGCAACCUAUUUGCCGCUCUUUUCCUGGCUAGCAUUGGGAUGCUGAUCCAUGUUCAUUUUCUGUGGAAUCAUGUUGACAUCUUGCUGGCAUCAGUUAUACUGGUGGUCAUUGUUAAAACUGCUGUAAUUUCUUUGGUUGUCAAGGGAUUUGGCUACAGCAACAAAAUUUCAGUUCUUGUUGGGAUGUCUUUGGCACAAAUAGGGGAAUUUGCAUUUGUGCUGCUCAGUCGUGCUUCUAAUCUCCGUCUUGUUGAGGGGAAGGUGUACUUGCUGCUUCUUGGAACAACAGCUCUCAGUCUGGUAACCACUCCAUUGCUUUUCAAGUUAAUACCAGCUGUUGUGCACCUUGGCGUGCUUUUAAGAUGGUUCUCACCCGACAGUCAAACUGAGCUGGGAUUUAGAGGUGAAAAUCUCCGUACAGAUAGUGCUAAACAGAGAAUUGCUCUUAUAUCGAAGGAUCUGUUGCUGCAUGAAGGAUGACAAUACAAUGAACCAUACAUUUUACCCUCUGAAAGUUUUUGAUGUGUAAAUAUAAUUGGACGAAAGGUUGAUUAGUUCAACGACUUUUUAUGUGUUCUUCUAGCAGCGCAUCCAUACAAUCUCUCUUAUAAGUCCAAGUAGAGAAAGACAAACAAGUACAAACCUGAAGACUUGCUAGGAGUUAGUCUAACUGCUAGAGCUGCUAACAAUCCGAAGCAUCACCUUGAGUCGGGAUAAUGCUACUGGUAUUGUGAUUUCCUUUUGUAUUCUUUCCAUUCUUGUAAAAUAGUCUUCAGCUAAUCGAGACAAAUCCUUUUCACAUUGUCAUUUUAACCAUUUAUGUAUCGUCAACUUGUAGAGUUUUGUUAUGUAUCACCUACAUUUACUUCAUGAACCUAAUGCUGUACAAAUGCUGAGAUUACCAAGACCAACGGCUCAUUUGCUUGUAAACAAGAAGUU
Sesamum indicum (sesame) is the source of this 2497-nucleotide messenger RNA. It is a transcript of the gene KEA6, whose product is annotated as K+ efflux antiporter 6. Gene Ontology annotation, molecular function: potassium:proton antiporter activity. NCBI's taxonomy places the organism in Eukaryota, Viridiplantae, Streptophyta, Magnoliopsida, Lamiales, Pedaliaceae. The record is from RefSeq and is a predicted model, not a curated record. Gene Ontology annotation, cellular component: membrane. Gene Ontology annotation, biological process: potassium ion transmembrane transport; proton transmembrane transport.